Aphanomyces astaci is the source of this 1211-nucleotide messenger RNA. RefSeq lists its product as hypothetical. The record is from RefSeq and is a predicted model, not a curated record. Gene Ontology annotation, cellular component: cytosol; nucleus. Bases 1 to 1170 code for a protein of 389 amino acids. The transcript has a single exon. Gene Ontology annotation, biological process: protein deubiquitination. Lineage: Eukaryota; Oomycota; Saprolegniomycetes; Saprolegniales; Verrucalvaceae. Gene Ontology annotation, molecular function: cysteine-type deubiquitinase activity; cysteine-type endopeptidase activity.
AUGCACGAUUCCGACAGCGACGCGGGUCAAGGCGGCGUGUCCGUCGAGUCGCUCCCAGCCGCGUUGCCAUCGACGGACAACGGGAUCCAUGAAGAAGCAUGGCGAGCACAUGUAUCCUUUGGGUCAUGGUUGUCGGUGUUUUCCAACGGCCAGUGGCGACGCGCGCAAGUGGUCGACGAGACUGAUAACCUCCUUUGUGUGAGCUUCGACGACUCGGACGAGGAAGACAUGUGGAUCGAUCGUGGGUCUCAGGACAUUGCACAGGACAACGUGGAGGACGCUUCUCUCGUCGCUGUCGAUACUUCCACGUGGCAACCUCCUCUCAGCUCACCUCGUCGACCGUCGGGCCUGACUAACGUUGGCAACAUGUGCUUCUUGAACAGUUUACUGCAGCAACUGUAUUGGCGCCCCCAUUUCCGGGACCUCAUCCUUUGCACGCCUCCAACCAACGCCAUCGAGCACGCGUUGGUUGAGUGCUUUGAAGGUCUUCAUCUGAACGACGGAACCUCCAUCGACGCCUCGGCCGUGCUAGCUGCUUCUGGUCUGGAAGCUGGACAGCAGCAGGACAUCCAGCAAGUGUUCUUAUUGCUCAUGAACCUCCUCGAGUCCCAUCCGGCGGUGGGUUGCGUGUCUGGCGCCAUCCGCCACACGCUGCGCUACGGAGGCGCCCGCCGCACCAGCAUAGCCGCGUUCCACUGCUUGUCAUUGGAUGUCGUGGGGGUGACGUCAUUGGAGGAAUCGCUGGCCGAGUGGACAGCUACAGAACAAAUCUGCGAUUUUGACUGGGACGAACGCGCGACCGGCGUGACCAUCUCCAAGCAGUCGACGGUUGAGACGAUGCCAAGUCUGCUGGUGUGCCACCUCAAUCGGUUCACACUCAACUACCACACGUGGGCCACGGACAAAGUGCCGUCCCGACUGGCGUUUCCCAUCAAGUUUCCGCUAGACGACCAGUAUAUCCUGCGGGGCGUCGUCGUGCACUGUGGCGACCAAGCGUCGUCAGGUCAUUACAAGGCGUACAUUCAAGACAACUCUACGAGUUUGUGGAUGGAAUUCAACGACACCAUCGUGCGGCCGUGGGAUGUCCAUACAAACGUCGAAGCCGACUGCUUUGGCGGCCCAUGUUCUGACCAAUGCGCGUAUCUGUUGGUGUACGAGAAACAAUUAUAACAGUGUAUUAUGUAUAUAAUAAGGGCAUGUCAAAUGUGUGA